Messenger RNA from Calidris pugnax (ruff), 2392 nucleotides. RefSeq names its product solute carrier family 5 (sodium/sugar cotransporter), member 9 (gene SLC5A9). The transcript has 15 exons. The record is from RefSeq and is a predicted model, not a curated record. NCBI's taxonomy places the organism in Eukaryota, Metazoa, Chordata, Aves, Charadriiformes, Scolopacidae. Gene Ontology annotation, cellular component: plasma membrane. Gene Ontology annotation, biological process: transmembrane transport. Bases 151 to 2157 code for a protein of 668 amino acids. Gene Ontology annotation, molecular function: D-glucose:sodium symporter activity.
CCUGGCGCAGUGAGACUGAAGAGAGGAGGGCCAUGAGAUCCUUGAGCAGCAAAUAAGGACACCGUCGCAGAUGUACUCGAGGGAAGCGAGGAAGGCCAACAUGCACCAAAGUCCAGUGUGAGAGAGAAGAUCAGCAGUUUGCUCGCAGCCAUGAGCCAGCCAACCCCAGCCACCACGGAGCUGCCCGUGCUGCCGGAGGACACGACAGCAGCCUUUGGGGUGGCAGACAUCAUCGUCGUGGUUAUUUACUUCGCCUUUGUCCUCGCUGUCGGGAUAUGGUCAUCGAUACGAGCAAGCCGGGGGACCAUCGGGGGCUAUUUCCUGGCUGGACGAUCCAUGACUUGGUGGCCUAUUGGAGCAUCCCUGAUGUCAAGCAACGUGGGCAGUGGAUUAUUCAUCGGCCUGGCGGGCACUGGAGCAGCUGGGGGCCUUGCUGUUGGGGGCUUUGAGUGGAACGCUACCUGGGCACUUCUGGCUCUCGGCUGGAUCUUUGUGCCUGUUUAUAUCGCAGCAGGAGUGGUCACCAUGCCCGAGUACCUGCAGAAGAGAUUUGGAGGGCAGAGGAUACAAAUCUACAUGUCUGUACUGUCCCUCAUUCUCUAUAUAUUCACCAAGAUAUCCACAGACAUUUUUUCUGGAGCGUUGUUCAUCCAAAUCUCUUUGGGCUGGAACCUCUACUUGUCCACUGUGGUCUUGCUAGCAGUGACUGCUGUCUACACCAUAGCUGGUGGUCUAACGGCUGUGAUAUACACAGACGCGCUGCAGACCCUGAUCAUGGUGCUGGGAGCUUUGGUCCUCAUGUUUAUAGGAUUUGAAAAAGUUGGCUGGUAUGAAGGACUACAGGAGAAAUACAACACAGCAAUACCGAAGAUCAUAGUCCCAAAUACAACCUGUCACCUCCCACGUGCAGAUGCCUUUCAUUUGUUCAGGGAUCCAGUCACAGGAGACAUUCCUUGGCCUGGCCUUAUAUUCGGCCUCUCCGUUCUGGCUCUUUGGUGCUGGUGCACUGAUCAGGUGAUAGUCCAGAGGUCUCUCUCUGCUAAGAACCUCUCCCAUGCCAAAGGUGGAUCAGUGCUGGGAGGAUAUCUGAAAAUCUUCCCUAUGUUUUUCAUUGUCAUGCCAGGAAUGAUCAGCAGAGCUCUUUACCCAGUUACAGAUGAAGUGGGCUGCGUGGACCCAGACAUCUGCAAAAGGGUCUGUGGAGCUGCAGUGGGUUGUUCCAACAUUGCCUACCCCAAACUCGUGAUAGAACUCAUGCCGGAUGGGCUCCGGGGUUUGAUGAUUGCUGUGAUGAUGGCAGCCUUGAUGAGUUCCCUCACCUCUAUUUUCAACAGCAGCAGCACUCUCUUCGUUAUAGACAUCUGGCAGCGGAUCCGCAGAAAGGCUUCAGAGCAGGAGCUGAUGAUUGUGGGCAGAGUCUUUAUCCUCAUCCUCGUAGUCAUCAGUAUUCUCUGGAUCCCGAUCAUUCAAUCGGCCAACAGCGGCAAGCUCUUUGACUACAUUCAGUCCAUAACCAGCUAUCUAGCCCCGCCGAUCACAGCUCUCUUCAUCUUGGCAAUCUUCUGCAAGAGGAUUAAUGAGCCUGGUGCUUUCUGGGGCCUUGUGGUUGGGCUGGCUGUUGGUCUCGUUCGGAUGAUCAUUGAGUUUAUUUAUAGCACACCGUCUUGUGGUGAGGAGGACAGAAGACCAGCUGUGCUAAAGGACUUGCACUACCUCUACUUUGCCCUCAUCCUCUGUGUCCUCACUGCGAUUGUCAUUGUCCUUAUUAGUCUCUGCACCCCACCGAUCCCUGAAGAAAAGCUCGCUUGCUUGACAUGGUGGACAAGACACAGAAAAGCAUCUGCCAUUGAUCUGAAAAAUUUCAAGAGUGAAGAAGCACAGAUCAAUCCAGCCAACGGAGAGAGCGACUUGGUCGAAAGUGCGGAUUUAGGCGAUAAAGAGGAGACAGCAGCCAAGCCUCCCUGCUGGAAGAUGCUGUACUUGUGGUUCUGCGGUCUAUCCACUGGCCCCACGCCCACCCUGUCCCAGGAGGAGAAAGCUGCCCUGGAGCGGAGACUCACCAGCAUCGAGGAAAAGCCCCUGUGGAAGACUGUUUGCAACGUUAAUGCUAUUCUUCUGCUGACCAUUAAUGUCUUUCUGUGGGGAUAUUUUGGCUGAGGAGGGGUCAGGUCAGCAUGUGGCUUUGGCUUCUCUCAGGAGUCCUCAUCUUCAUGUCUAAGAAAGAGGCAUUGGGUGUCAGAGACCCCGGUGAUGGUCCCCAGAGGCACCAGCAAGCCUUGGCACAUCCCUUCCCUGGAGGCACUGCUUGCUGGAAAUGACUGCGGGGCUCUGUUUCUCCAUAAGAUAAGGUUUGGCCAAGACUCAAAACUGAUCACAUCCAGAAUGCAGGGGA